AAUAAAAUACCUACCUUAUGAAUGUGAGUUACAAUAUAGAGUUACAUUAAACAAACUCAAAUAUUAAUAACUAACUCAACUCUUAUAUUAUUGACUCUGUCACUCUCACCAUUGCUCUGCUCAUUGCAUCUUCUCUUAUUCUUCCAACUUCCAUUUAUAUAAAUAAAUACCAAUACAGUUGCACCCUCCGUCACCGUUACUCAACCGCCAUUUCUUUCGUUGGAUUCUGUUUGAUUUGAUCCAUGAUUGUAUGAAUCUUGAAGUUCAUGAUCUAGUUGUGGCGUUGGAAGAGUUUGUUGCUUAGUCAAACUGUGUAGUUUUUUGUGUUAUUUGAAUGUGAAGUUCUGUUUUGAUUAGUGGCGGUUUUAGUUUUUGAUUUGGUGAAUAGUUAGUUUGAGGUGAAAUCAAAGUUUGGAGUGAUUUCGAGAUUUCGGAGUGAAGUUUUUUGACAAUGCCAACUUUUAGAGGAAAAGUUAGGGUUGGAGUUUUGAUUGUUGUGGUGGUAGGGGUUUGUCUGGCUGCUUUGUAUGGUUUUUUGAAACCGAUUUCGAAUGGAUGUGUCAUGACUUAUAUGUAUCCGACAUACAUUCCGAUUACGUCUUUGGAAAGUGUUACGCCGGUGAAGUAUGGAUUGUAUUUGUAUCAUGAAGGUUGGAAAAAGAUUGAUUAUAGGGAGCAUCUUAAAAAGCUUAGUGGUGUGCCUGUUCUUUUCAUCCCUGGCAAUGGUGGUAGCUACAAACAGGUGCGGUCUUUGGCAGCAGAAUCUGAUAGGGCAUAUCAAAAUGGUCCCCUUGAGCAUUCAUUUUACCAAGAAGCUUCCCUAAUACCCGAAGAAGGAAAUGCUGGUUUCCAAUUACCUAACCAGUAUACUAGCAGGCUUGACUGGUUUGCCGUUGAUCUUGAAGGUGAACAUUCUGCCAUGGAUGGUGCAAUUCUUGCAGAACACGCUGAAUAUGUUGUAUAUGCUAUACACAAGAUUUUGGACCAAUAUAAAGUUUCUUAUGAUGCUCGAACAAGAGAAGGUGCUGCUGCAAGUUCCGGAAGUUUGCCCAAAAAUGUGAUAUUGGUUGGCCACUCUAUGGGCGGUUUUGUUGCUAGAGCCGCUGUUGUUCAUCCCCAUCUUAGGAAAUCAGCAGUUCAAACUGUUCUUACACUUUCAACCCCACAUCAAUCACCUCCUGUGGCAUUGCAGCCUUCCUUGGGUCAUUACUUUGCACGUGUAAAUUCAGAAUGGAGAGAAGCAUACAAGGCUCAAACCACUAACACAGGACGGUUUGUGUCUAGUCCCGCACUCUCUGACGUUGUUGUUGUAUCUAUUUCUGGUGCAUAUAAUGAUUACCAGGUACGAUCGAAGUUAGCAUCACUUGAUAAUAUUGUGCCACCAACACAUGGCUUCAUGAUUAGCAGUACAGCCAUGAGAAAUGUGUGGUUGUCAAUGGAACAUCAGGCUAUAAUGUGGUGUAAUCAACUGGUUGUUCAAGUAUCACACACACUUCUUAGUUUGAUAGAUGUCAGAAAUGGACAACCUCUUCCUGAUUCUCGUAAGAGGCUUGAAGUUUUUGCAAGAAUGCUGCGGAGUGGAAUAUCACAUAAUUUCAAUCGGAUGAUGCAAUUACCCUCUUCUGGAUCUCAAAUGCACAGGUUAGUUACAUGUCCUCAGAAUAUUCAUUGGAAUGAUGAGGGCCUUGACAGAGACCUAUACAUUCCGAUAAAUGAGGUGACUGUAUUAGCAAUGGAUGGUCGAAGGCGGUGGUUGGACAUAAAACAAUUGGGUUCAAAUGGAAAAAGUCAUUUUGUGUUAGUGACCAAUCUUGAGCCAUGUUCUGGCAUCAGACUUCAUUUGUGGCCUGAAAAGGGGAAUUUGGCUUCAAGUUUGCCUCUCAAUGACAGGGUUAUGGAAGUAACAUCUAAGAUGAUGCGUAUUCCCUCAGGUCCAGCACCACGGCAGCCUGAACCUGGCAGUCAAACCGAGCAACCUCCUCCAUCUGCUGUAUUUUGGCUAGGACCUGAAGAUAUGCAUGGGUUCAGAUUUUUAACAAUCUCAGUUGCACCUCGUCCGACUGUUUCAGGAAGACCGCCACCAGCGGCAUCCAUGGCAGUUGGACAGUUCUUCAACCCAGAGGAAGGAAAUAAAGAUUUAUCUCCAUGGUUUAUGCUCCAAUCUACCUAUUCUCAAAAGGAGUUGCUGUUGGAGGAAGCUCAUCCUCUAGCUGUUAAAUUAUCAUUUUCCAUUAGCUCGGGCCUUCUUCCUGUUACUUUGUCUAUGAAUACUGUUGGUUGUGGAAUUAAAAACUCUGGACUUCCAGAAGAAGAGGCUGGAGACCUUGAAAGUAGUAGGCUCUGUAAAUUGCGUUGUUUUCCACCUGUUGCACUUGCUUGGGAUAACAUAUCUGGACUUCAUAUAUACCCAAAUUUGAACAGUGAAACUAUUUUUGUUGAUUCCUCACCAGCACAGUGGAGUUCCACUCAGCAAUCUGAUAAAACCAUUGUUCUUCUGCUGGUUGACCCACAUUGCUCUUAUAAAAGUAGCAUUUCAAUUUCUGUCAGUGCUGCUGCAAGUAGGCUUCUGCUAAUGUAUAGUUCGAAGAUUGUUGGUUUCUCCAUUGCUGUUGUUUUCUUUGCUCUAAUGCAGCAAGCAUAUUCUUGGGAUCGUAAUCUACACAUACCGUCAAUGCUGACAGCUGUCGAAUCUAAUUUGACACUAAUGUCACAUUUCUUUCCCCUAGCCGUUCUACCUAUUUUCUUCGCCUUCAUCUUUUCCUUCUUUAUGUCUCAACCAUUUCCUCCAUUUGCUAGCUUCACCAGCAUCUCUCUAAUUUGUUAUAUCUUUGCAAACGGGUUGGUAGCCAUUCUAAUUUUGAUAUCUCACUUGGUGUUCUUUGUGGCUGCUGUUACACAUAUUUUCAUCAAGGCAAGGUGGCAAAUGUGGGAAUACAAUGCUCAAUUGAUAUUUCUUCAAAGGUUCUUUAAUCGUUCAUCGAGUUUCUUUUCUCUUAAGGUGGUUCGGGCUCUAAGAGCAAAUCCAGUACUUGUUACAUUCUUUAUUGCGAUGGUCUUUGCAUGCUUGGUUCACCCAGCAUUUGGUCUGCUUAUACUUCUCUUAGCUCAUUUUUUCUGCUGUCACAAUGCAUUAUGCAGUUUCCUGACAGCAUCAUGUCGCGGCCAUGAACAAAAUAAUGAAACCGUCGAUUGUAAUGGUGAUCACUACAAGGUGUCUGAAAGACAGACAUACAAUUUUGAUGGUAGUUUUAACCGGACUUUUCCUUCAGAAGACAACUCCAACAAUCCAGACUUGUCAAAGAGUUUUGGUGAAGCACAAUUGGAUGUGUUUCACCAUCGCCAUGGUUUGUUGAUAUUGCAUCUUCUUGCAACAAUGAUGUUUGCGCCAUCUGUUGUAGCUUGGUUCCAGAGACUGGCGAUGGGUGAGAGCCUCCCAUGGCUCUUGGAUUCAGUACUUGUCAUUGGAGUCAUACUUCAUGGCAUCUGCAAUUCAAAGCCUGAGUUCAAUUCGUUCUUGUUGUCUAUCCCUGGGGUCCCAUUCCGCCAUGUUCGACUAUACGUUGUAUAUCUCAUAGCUGGAUAUUGGGCUUAUUUUUCUGGUCUUGCUUUGGCUCCGGACAGAGCAUUUUAUGCUAUGGCUUCUGUAGGGGGCAUUUCAUUUAUUUUAAGGAUGAUUCAUAGAAGGAUCGGGGAAACGAAAGAGGUCACCUACGGCAGCCGGAAACAUUCUCACCGGCACUGACACUUUCAAAAACCACUUUUUGUAGAAUCAGAUAAUAGGAUACCACAUUGUAAGUAUGUGUAUUUGUUUUUUGAUGAUGAUGGUGCACCUAGGUUGUUGCUGUCAAAUGUUUGAUAUUUCUUGUAAUACGAAUAUUAUUUCACGGUGUAAUGUGUUAUCCCAGCAGCAUUUCUCUGGGAACUGUUGUAACAUUUAGAUGGUUAGGCUUAGCAUGUUAUUUUUUAGCCAAAGCCUUUUCACAUGUAAAUCGAGGAUAUUGUUUUGUUUGCAAUUUUGUCUGAAUUUGAUGAAAGGUUUUUCUGACCUUUGAAGUGAUCA
Messenger RNA from Trifolium pratense (red clover), 4060 nucleotides. RefSeq names its product GPI inositol-deacylase. The coding region runs from base 452 to 3742 and encodes 1096 amino acids. The transcript has 19 exons. The record is from RefSeq and is a predicted model, not a curated record. Gene Ontology annotation, molecular function: hydrolase activity, acting on ester bonds. NCBI's taxonomy places the organism in Eukaryota, Viridiplantae, Streptophyta, Magnoliopsida, Fabales, Fabaceae.